Phyllostomus discolor (pale spear-nosed bat) is the source of this 1049-nucleotide messenger RNA. RefSeq names its product glycine receptor alpha 4 (pseudogene). Gene Ontology annotation, cellular component: neuron projection; plasma membrane; synapse. Gene Ontology annotation, molecular function: transmembrane signaling receptor activity; glycine binding; chloride channel activity. The record is from RefSeq and is a predicted model, not a curated record. Gene Ontology annotation, biological process: chemical synaptic transmission; regulation of membrane potential; chloride transmembrane transport. NCBI's taxonomy places the organism in Eukaryota, Metazoa, Chordata, Mammalia, Chiroptera, Phyllostomidae.
AUGACAACUCAAGUUCCUGCAACCUUCUCCUUUCUUCUUUGGACCCUGCCAGGGCAGGUUCUCCUCAGGGUUGUCUUGGCAAAAGAGGAAAUCAAGUCUGGGACAAAGUGUUCCCAGCCCAUGUUGUCCUCUGAUUUCCUUGACAAACUUAUGGGGCAGACAUUUGGAUAUGAUGCCAGGAUUUGCCCCAAUUUUAAAGGACCACCCAUAAACGUGACCUGCAAUAUCUUCCUCAACAGUUUCAGCUCUAUCACUUAAGACUUCCGUGACUACCAGGUGAAUGUCUUCUUGGGGAAGCAGUGGAAUGACCUAUGCCUGGCCUACAGACAAUACCCUGAUGAUUCACUAGAACUUAACCCUUCCAUGCUAGAUAUCUGGAAACCCAACCUGUUCUUUGCCAAUGAGAAAGAGGCCAACUUCCAUGAGGUGUCUGCCAAUGACAAGUUACUACACAUCUUCAAAGGUAAUGUGCUCUACAGCACCAGACUGACCCUCCUUUUGUCUUGUGGAAUGGACCUCAAGAACUUCCCCCAAGACAUCCAGACCUGAAUGAUGCAGCUGGAGAGUUUUGGCUAUACCAUAAAUGACCUCAUGUUUGAGUGGCUGGAAGAUGAUCCCACUGUACAAGUGGCUGAGGGGCUGACUCUACACCAGUUUAUCUUGUGAGAUGAAAAGGAUCUAGGCUAUUUUACCAAGUACUACACAACACAGGUAAAAACCCAGGGUCUUUAUUCUCUUUGAGUCAUAGGAGGACCUCCAUAUGAGAGAGUAGGGGGCAAGCAGCAAGCCUCUGUGUGCCAGAUGUGGUGUUAAGUGGUUCAUAUUCCUCAUCUCAUUAUGGUAGGGGUUAUCAGUCCCAUUUUCCAGAAAAGGAAAACUGAGGUUCUAAAUGGCUGAUUUAGAAUUCAAAUUCAGAUUGGUCUAAUUCCAAAGCCUGUAUUCUUGUCCCUGUCACAUGCUGCAGAAUAAAUGGGCCUGUGCCACUGAGUAAAAGGAAUGUUCCACCUGUCUUGGGGCCAACUUUGUGGGAAGGUAGGGAAUCUACAUCU